Molecule: messenger RNA, 5269 nt
Organism: Neoarius graeffei (lesser salmon catfish)
Lineage: Eukaryota; Metazoa; Chordata; Actinopteri; Siluriformes; Ariidae
Gene: xpot
Product: exportin, tRNA (nuclear export receptor for tRNAs)
Exons: 25
Coding region: 147-3128 (993 amino acids)
Biological process (GO): tRNA re-export from nucleus
Cellular component (GO): nuclear matrix; nuclear pore; cytoplasm
Molecular function (GO): tRNA binding; small GTPase binding
Source: RefSeq, a predicted model, not a curated record
ACUUCCGCUCUGUUGGUUCGACACGCUGUAGCGGCGGAUAGACGCUGGUUGCUUUCAUUAGUGUUGACAAUUCAUUCUUUAAGAGGAGGAGGAGGCGGCACCGGAACCCGACCCAAAAUGGAGCCCUGAGGUCGGGGAUAAGAUGUAUGAGGACUGUGUUUGUGUGGAAGACUGGAGAGAUCCUCGAGUGGAAGCGAGCUAACCCACACAUGGCCUGCGAGUCGGCUUUCCCCGCCAUCAUGGACGAGCAGGCCCUCAUGGGACUGAACCCCAAUGCUGAUGCCUGCUACCGGCAGAGGGCAUUGGCAUAUUUUGAGCAGCUGAAAGAAUCUCAGGACGGAUGGGAGGUGUGUGCUGAAGCGUUGGCUCAAGGCAUCUACAGUGAUGACCAUGUGAAGUUCUUCUGUUUUCAAGUGCUGGAGCAUCAGAUCAAAUACAGGCAUGCGAGUCUCACCGGAGCCCAGCAGCAGCUUAUUCGAGAGACUUUGAUGAAAUGGCUGCAGUUGCAGUUGAUGAGUACACAGCCAGAGAAGCCGUUCAUCAAGAACAAGGCUGCGCAGGUGUUUGCGCUUACCUUUGUCGUGGAGUACCUGACACUGUGGCCCAAGUUCUUCUUUGAUGUGCUCUCACUGGUGGGCCUGAGCCCUCAAGGCCUGGACAUCUAUCUGCGCACGCUCAUGGCCAUUGACGCCGAGGUGGUGGACAGGGACAUCUUGCACACCCCCGAGGAGACUCGCAGGAACACACUGAUUAAGGACAGCAUGAGAGAGACUUGUAUCCCAGCUCUGGUAGAGUCGUGGUACCAGAUCCUGCAGACGUAUCAGCGCAGUCACAGCGAGCUAACUUGCCAGUGUCUGGAGGUAGUUGGCGCAUAUGUGUCCUGGAUCGACCUCAACCUCAUUGCCAACGACAGGUUUGUGAAUCUGUUGUUGAGCCACAUGUCCGUGGAGGAGCUGAGAGAGGAGGCCUGCGAUUGCCUGUUCGAGAUAAUUAAUAAGGGCAUGGACCCUGUGGACAAAACCAAACUGGUGGAGUCUCUCUCUCAAGUCCUGCAAAAUGCUGGCUUCUUCAAUGUGAAGCAGGAGGAGGACGUGGACUUCCUGGCCAAGUUCUCGCGCCUGGUAAAUGGAAUGGGUCAGGCUCUGGUGUUAAGCUGGACCAAACUCAGUAAAGCGGGGGACAUGAAGGUCGCAGCAGAAACCCUGCAGGCUCUGGAGGGCAAAAUCCCGCUGAUGCUGCAGCUGCUUAUGCAUGAGGAUGAUGACAUUUCAGCGAAUACAGUGGGCUUCUGUUACGACUACUUACAUGUACUUAAACAGCUUCCUGUCCUUACUGAUCAGCAGAAGAGUAAUAUUGAGGCCAUUAUGCUAGCUGUUAUGAAAAAACUGACCUAUGACGAUGAGUACAACUUUGAAAAUGAGGGCGAAGAUGAGGCAAUGUUUGUGGAGUACAGGAAGCAGCUGAAAAUGCUGCUGGACCGUCUGGCUCAGGUCUCGCCGGAGCUUUUACUGGAAUCUGUGCAUCGAGUCUUCACCAGCACUAUGCGGAGCUGGCAAACGGCUCGGUUCAUGGAAGUGGAGGUGGCGAUCCGCUUGUUUUACAUGUUGGGAGAAGCACUGCCUGCGUCACAUGGAGCUCAUUUCAGUGGCGAUGCUACAAAAGCCAGCACUCUACAGGACAUGAUGAGGACGCUCCUCUCUAGUGGCGUAAGCGAGUACCAACACACCUCUGUGACGCUGGAGUUCUUUGAGACUGUUGUUCGCUAUGACAAGUUCUUCACUGUGGAGCCUCAGCACAUUCCAGUUGUCCUGAUGGCGUUCCUGGAUCAUCGUGGCCUGAGGCACAGUAGUCCAAAGGUGCGCAGCAGAGUGGCGUACCUUUUCUCCAGGUUCAUCAAAACAUUACAUAAACACAUGAAUGCCUAUAUCGAAGACAUCCUGAGCCGAAUACAGGACCUUCUGGCAUUAACGCCUCCUGAAAAUGGAUUCCCUGCACUCCUGAGUAGCGACGAUCAGCUGUUCAUGUUUGAGACAGCCGGUGUUCUGAUCGUGAACGGCGAGAGCCCAGCUGACAGGAAACAGGUCCUCAUGCGCAGUCUGCUCACACCGCUCAUGGAGGCUUUCCGCCUGCUGCUGACCAAACUCCUACAGGAGAGCGACGAGGAGAGACAGACUGCACUCGCUGACUGCCUCAGUCAUGCUGUGGGCUUUGCCAGCCGCACCAGCAAGGCGUUCAGUAAUAAGCAGACAGUGAAGCUUUGCGGCUGCUCGGAGGUCUAUCUGGACUGCUUGCAGACAUUCCUGCCUGCGCUGAGCUGUCCUGUUCAGCGGGGCAUGUUGCGCAGUGCCGUACGCUCCUUCCUCCACCGCAUGAUCAUCUGCCUGGAGGAGGAGGUCCUGCCUUUUAUCCCCAAUGCCAGCGAGCACAUGCUGAAGGAUUGUGAGCCCAAAGACCUGCAGGAGUUCAUCCCCCUCAUCAGCCAGAUCACAGCCAAGUUUAAGAGUCAGGUGUCCCCAUUCUUGCAGCAGGUCUUCAUGCCAUUGGUUCUGGCCAUUUUUGAAGUAUUAUCUCGGCCAGCAGAAGAGAACGACCAGACCGCAGCGCUAGAGAAGCAGAUGCUGAGGAGGAGCUACUUUAGCUUCAUCCAGACUAUCGCCAGCAGUGGCAUGAAUGAGGUCAUGGCCAACCAGGGUGCUGAAAAUAUAGAGCGUGUGCUGUUCACCAUUAUUCAGGGAGCAGUGGAAUUCCCUGAUCCUGUCGCUCAGAAGACCUGUUUCAUAAUUCUCUCCAGACUAGUGGAGCUCUGGGGAGGUAAAGAUGGUUUAGUCGGAUUUCCAGACUUCAUUUACAAACACAUUCUCCCAGCAUGUUUCCUGGCUCCUCUCAAACCAACCUUCGACCUGUCCGAUGCACAGACUGUCCUGACCUUGUCCGAGUGUACACUGACACUGAAAAUGAUUCAUCUCAAGAGGGGUCCGGAGUUUAUCCAGUUUCUGCAGCAGGAGUACCUGCCCUCUCUGCAUGUCUCACCUGAGAUCACACAGGAACUCUGUCAAGUGCUUCAGCAGCCGGACACCAAGGUUCUGAAAAACUACAUGAAGGCCUUCUUUCAGCAAGCAAAGCUGUAAAGCCACGACGAGUUCAAGACCGUACAACAAAAGGACCGAGCAUAGUGUAGAAGCUGCUUUUGCACUUGAAGGGAGAAGCUUAACUGUGGCCAUCUCCGCUCCAAAGGGGAAACGUGGUGCUGAUUACAGGACUCUGGUGAGGACGAGCUCCCACCAAACCAAUCAGAGUCGUACUCUCUCUACCUGGGGACGGACGUCUAUGAUUGGCGAACUGGACAAGGCAGAGAGCUAAGAGUAGACUGCAGGAUGGGAUUUGGAAGAGAAAUUUUGUUCUGCACAAGAAAAGUAUUUUGGCGCUUAAAAAUAUGAAUUAUGAUAACAGUAAUAUUUUGUAUUUGUGAGCGCGCUUUCAUGGUUUAAUAAAUGUGUAAGGAUUUAAAAAGCUAGAGCAUUUGAAGAGGUCAUAUAUUUGAGCAGUUGAAAUGAGGUUUCUGUAAUGAAUUCCCAGAAAAGGGAGCUGUGCUGAGAUUUAAUUUAAUUUUUUUUUUUUUUUCAUGCAAUAGGAGCAUUUUUAAUUUUCAUUUUGUAGUGACUGGGGAAUAUGAAAGUGCUCUACUAGAUGUGAACAGUUAAAUAUUUUGAUUUCUUUUUUUCCAUUCAUGGCAUAUAUUAAAUGCAGAGUAACCCAUUUUAAAUUGCACUGUGCAUUACUGACGACCUGUGUUAAUGCAGUUGCCUGGGAUCUUCCCCGAAUCCAGAAACACUGACGAAAAGCAUGUUCAGUUAUUUCAUCAGUUCCUGAAAUAUCGCCCGUUUCAUAGCUCUCACACGGCGGAAUUAUGCAAUGUCUGCUCGCAGUGUUUCAAGUGUCCGUUUUUACAUCACUGAAAGCCAAGCUGGUGCGUCUGGUUAUUCGUGGUGGUGUUUCAGCUGCUGUAAAGUGUGUUGGCGUUAUAUUUUUCGAAAGUAACAUUAGACCUGUAUAAUUUUUUGCAGAGUCUGUAACCAAGAGUUUGCGGUUAAUAUGGAGUUAUACAGUCUGCAUGCUGCAGGUUGCAUGUUGAAAUUGCUCAAUAGUUAAAAUCAAAAGAAAAGUGUUCGAUUCUGGGAGCCAAGGGAAUAAAUUUAGCUUUUCUGAGUGGGAGGAGCAUGCUACAUCUCCCCUGUCAAUCACAAACAUGAGCGAAUUGUGGGCAUCUGGGUGCUCAGGUAUGUCGAAGAAGGUGGAUAGCGCUUUCCUCAAAGCGUGCGCCCCAUGGCUGAGGAUGUUUGAAAAGAUGAGGUUGGCUGAGGAAGCAUGUUAGCCUUUACCCUUCCAUGUUGAUACCUUCAGUGUUGGUAAUCGAGAGCUGGCUGGUGCAUGGGGGUUGGCCACAAUGGGGGAAAUCUGGAGCAGGGGAGAAAGGCUUUAAAAAAAGCACCAUUACAUUAGUGUUUAAUUCCAUAUUAGGACGAAUGCAAUUUUAAUAAAAACAUGCAAAAUGCUAAACACAGCUGUUUGUGUUAAACUAGUUCACUGUAAUUUAUCAGGUUCUCAAAUCCUGGUUUUGUAAAGUCCAUAUUAAGUUGUAUAGGUAGCAUAACAACUAGAAGGAAAACUAAAACUCAACCAGAAGUGGUUCUUGCAGGAAGUGGAUACAAUCCUCAAGGCACACUUAGAUUCUAACAUGAAGUUUAGCUCCUCUGAUAUAAGUGUAGCAAAAUAAUGUGGUGUACAAUGAGCUCAUAUCCUGAUCAAACUACUAGUAAUGAUUUGGAAGUUGGUUGUAGGACCUGAGAUGCAAAAUGGCACUGCACAGCAUUCUGUACUGCAUAAUCAACCACUCAUUUCUUGGUAUAAUUUGUGGCGUGAAAUGAGUUUCAAUUAACAUCGUUGAACACUGUAUUCUUUCCCUCUGCAUGCUUAUAGCCACAGGACAUGAGAUGCAUUAUCAGAGUUAUCAAGUUUGACCAGCUCUGCUGAGAACAUUCCUGACAACUCCCUGUAGAUCAAUUUAUAAAAAAUUCCAGCAGUUUGGUCACUUAAAUGUUUAGAUAUUGACCUGUUACUAGCUCCUAAAUCUAGACUAUGCCAAAUUGAAUGCAAAGAUAUAAAGUUAAUUUUGUUUCAGAGAAUUCUCUGCCUGUACUUAUUUUUGAUAUCCCAUCAGGUCUUUGUCCCUAAAGUUGUCACUACCAAUAAAGUGUAUCUAAUGCUGUAA